This is a messenger RNA of Mesorhabditis spiculigera, 5274 nucleotides long. The record is from the annotation of a GenBank genome assembly. Lineage: Eukaryota; Metazoa; Nematoda; Chromadorea; Rhabditida; Rhabditidae.
AUGAGCGGCCUGUCAAAACGGGUCAAGAAGCCCCUGCCCGCGGGCACGAUGUGCCCCCAGGACCUUGCCAUCAAGCCGUUGCCCUCGAUAAACGCGGUUUACAACAAGAGACCGCUGGCCCAGGCCGCUGCUGGAAUCAACGCUAGUAAGAAGCCGAAAACAGACGAUGCCACAGACUUGGCUACCUCUUCGGCAUCCGGCUCGAGCUCGAAUAACACCGAGCUGCUACGCCCAACGAUAGAAUACGAAGAGCUUCGAGCUUUUGGGGUAAAAGCCAAAUGUGACGAGUUGAACGACGAGGAGUUCAAGGAGCUGCUCAACACCUCGGUCAACGAGGGCAAGUACAACAAGGUCUGCCGUCUGAUCGUGGCCUACUUUCUGCGAAUUUUUAAAGAAUUUCAAGUCACCAGCAAGGUGUCGCUUGAUGCCGGCGCGUUCGCGAACAUAGUCCUUGUUAUUGCGGAGAACUCACAGAAGUUGACGAACCCCUACUUGCCAAAAGUGUGCUUCUGGGCUCUGGCUCAAUCGAAAGGCUGGAGCGUUGAGAAGCAGAAGAUACUCGCCUCGAUCCCUACCAGAUUGGCCAUGCAUCAACAACAGCUCCACAACAUCUAUGCCCAAGCCUUUUUAUCGGAUUGUCUGGGCGACAGAAAUUGGGUUGAUAAGAGCCAUUGUGCUGAACUCGUCUCUCUCAUCCUGAAGCGCUUCAACACGCGCUUCCCGGACGCGGCCGCUUACAAGCUGACAAAUGGAGAAGUUGUAGCGCCGGAUUGGACCCCGGAUACUAAUGUCCCCGACAAAUUCCCGGCAAACGUUGAGGGAAUCGGGGAGGCUGAACGAGAUCGACUGCGCGUACAACAGAAAAAGAAGGCCCAAGAAGCGGGUGGUGACGUUGAUGAAGCUGCAAUAGAAGCCGCUCUACCGCCACUACGUGUCAAUAUUACUGAAGAUGUGCUUACGUACCUUCGUCGUUGGUGGGAGCUGAAGAGCGACACCCCAGCUCGGCCUUUUCUUCGUACAAUGGCGGCGUUUUGCGGCGUCCCGGAAGUACGGCUAGCCGCUGCUCAACGUCUCGACGCUUGGCUACAAAACCCGAAGACGCUUCGUCAGGCUUUUGAGCUUCUACUGCGUGUUGGAGCCAAUAUUGCCGAUGCUACCGAUCCCACCGACAACGAGGUGCUGCGAACGUUGCUCAAGAUGAAGAGCCUGAAGAGCAAGCAGGUGCAGACGGUGUUUCUCGGCUUUCUUGGCGCGCUGUCAAGCAAUGAAGCCAACAUGCGGACGGCGAUCAAUUUGAUAGUUUGGAAUGAGCUGGGGCAGCCGCAUGAGAGAGCCACUCACAACUUGCCCAUCUUGCUGGCAAUAAUCUCGCUGAACAAUGCAAGUUAUAUGAAGAUCCUGGCUCAAGAAUUAGCCCGCAUCCUCUUCGACAAGCCGGAAAUGCUCCGCGCCCUCUCACUGUUCCUCCGCGAAUUUGCCAGGUCCCACCUCCGCAACGAGUUCAGCUUCCCGCCCUUCCUGGAGGCGUUUCUGCAGGGUUAUGCCGAUAGAAUGGAGUCUGGAGAGGCUUUUGAGCAACAGCAAAUCCUCACCUCGACUAUCCCAUUCUGCAGUAACGUCGUUUGGACGGCCAUGUCGCAGCAGGUGCGCGAGGAAUUUUCGAAACGUCGUCAGGGCGCCAUUUUCAACCAGCUGCUGUACAAUCGUUUUUCUGCCGAGCUGAACGCGUACUUUAUGCAUGGAUUGGUAUGGCUCGAACGCUACAAGCUGGCCAUUGGGACGGCGGAGGAGGAGAAGAAGCUCUAUGUGUCGGCCAUGUAUCAGAUCCUAUUCUUGGAUAAGGGCGUUCAUCUCCUCAAAACCGAUGGCGGCCCGAGCGAGUCCGACUGGACGCCGUGCUACAAGAUAAUCUCCGAAGUGCACCCUACGGCGCCGUUGCUGAUCAAGCUGAUGCUCGACGACAACGUGGACUCGAUAGACCGGCUGGAGAUGGUGACCCUGAUGACGAUGCGGCUGGUCAAGUACUUCACCAAUGCCGAUAAAAUGAUCGCCUUCAUCGACGAGACGAGCGAGUUCCUGAUCGACCUAAUGUUCGGGCUGGCGCGCUACACAUCAAGGCACAGCUUGGCGGAUGAGUCGAAAGAUCUGUACACGGCAGAUCUGUACUGGAAAGUGGUCGGCAACGUGUUCAUCUGGGCCGCAUUUGGCCACGCGCCGAGCGUUCUGAAGCUCGCCCACGACAAGUACGCUGUCAUCAGGCUUCUGAUCCUGAUGGCGCUGACUGAGGACUUCAAAUUCCCUCAAUUCGCCCUCGACAAAAUCUUCGCCGGCGAGCCCGAUCUUCGGAAGACGGGUGAUGAAUUGGCCCUCUCCGUCGAGCGCAAGAGCACCGGCCGCCUCAACUUGACGCUGGAGAACAGCCAGCUGGCCCCGCUGCUCAUCUACGCGCCCCAUGGCGACACGCCCCGCACCCCACCUGAAGACUGGAUCCACUCGCUGGCCAUCCUGUGCAGCUCGCACAACAUCGGCAUCCAGUUGGCGAACAUCCGGGAGCCGGAGCUGCUGCAGGAGCUGAUCAACGAGUGCGGCACGGACAGUGCGAUGUUUGCGAUUUCGAACGCGCUCAGCAAUGACGUGAACGCCGUGACGACGCUGCCGAUCGCCUCCCUCUGCGAGUACCUCAUCGUGCAACACGUCGCCGUCAAGCCGCAUGCUGGAGCCGAGGAAGUCGAGCGAAACAACAUGAUUUUCGAUCGACUGACCGAGAGCCUCACUUCGGGCAAUGAACUUCUAUUGCUACUCCUCGGCAAGUUGGCCACCCACGAGUCGACGCGGCGCACGCCCGUGAUCCAGAUCCUGAAUCGAAUAUACUGCGCAGAACAGGCGAAGUGGGCCGACCCUGCACCACACUUUCUGGCGGCCGUUGGCGCCGACCCCUACUUCAAGAAGGACAGGGUCCAAAUUUGCGGCCUGCUCGCCAAAGCGUGCAAAUUCGAAAACAGCCCGUUGUACGCGCUCGUCUACCUGCAGCUCCUCUCCGAACGAUUGGAGCUUGGCGACGACUUGGCGGAGUUAGCAAGGGAUCUAGCGUCAAUGCCCUACAUCCAGGAGCCGGAGCUGAGGCCGCCGUUGCUCGACUUCUUCAACACGUACAACAAGUUUGUGGUCAGCAACGGCUUGAAGGAGGCCAAGCCGUCCACCUAUCACAUCAAGCUCAAGAAAGGAGAGCUCUUGGCGGACCCUGAAGUCGUGGCCGCCCAGCUUGAACUUCUCUGCACAACUUCAGGCACUGAGGGCUCGGCGGCGCGAAGCGAGAUGAUGGAUAUUUGGUUUCCAAAGGGAAAUGCCAAGCUGACGGUGACCUGCAACGGCGAGCCGGUCAACGUCCUGGCGGACAACAUCGUCGCCCAAAUGCUAUGCACCGACGACGAGCGGAUUGUGAAUGUAGCCCUUGCGGGUCUGACGCCCGAGACGGCGCUGACCUUGCUGCAACGCUUCGGUCUGGCGCUGCACUGCGCCUCCCGGCUGUUGACCAUGCUCGACAAACUCGACCAGAAUAAAGUCGAACAACGCGCAGUCGUCAGCGCCCUUCCGUUCGCGAUCGGCUACCGCCAUCGGGGCGCCACGGGUGGAGCCGAUUUUGUCGAAGAAGCUCAGCGACGACAGACCGCGACAAAGGAGGACUCGAUGGAUCUACUGACGCUGGAGCCGUUGCCGGAGAUGUUGGCCAUGCCCGUCCCAAAGGCCCCCGAAGUAACGCCGAAGGAGUUGACGGCCAGGCUGAAGUCGGCGAUAUCCAAAAAUAGUGAGCUGGAAAUCGGCAUCGACGAUGUCAUCUGCAUGUGCAAGUGCGAGAAGCUGACGCUGUCGUGUAUGGAGUUUGUUGAAAGCAAUUUAAAGUACCUACUCGACCACCCAGACUCCUUUUUCGAAGCCAUGCUCGUCCUCUCUCAAGCUUCUGAACGGCAUUCAACGGUGCGAACGCGGCUGACGCAAUGGGCUAAGAAGGUGCUCAAGGGGGCCAAGCCGUCGAAGCCGGUCGCCGACCUCCUUGUUCAGUUUGCGUCGAGGGGCGUGAAGGUGACGUCGUCGAGUGUGGAUGCCACUAGUGAAAUGGGCGAAAUGUCAUCGGCCGAUCAAAUGCUCGAGAACAUGGCCGAGAUGGACGGGAUGUCGGCCGCGGAAGCGGCGAGGACUAUCAAUCUCUACGUCGCGCGGAGACCGGAAAUUAUCGAGCCGGGCCCUUAUAUUGUCCAGCAGACGCGCUCACUUUUCACUGCAAAACACUCCGCCGUCACUUCUCUGUGCGUAAAACUCGCCCACUCGGUCACCCCGGAAACGCUGGAAACGGUGAUGCGAUACCUGAGCUCCAGUUACGAUCCAAAGCUGAACGCCGGCUCGGUUUUCGGGCUCUUCUCCUACUGCGCCUGCGAGGGCAAGGUGGCCAUGUUCAAGGAGAUGACCGAUGCACAGUUAAAAGUGCUUGCUCACUACGUCUGCGCUGCCGUUGUCGAGGACCCGAUCCGGGAAGAGGCCGCCGUGCUGAUGAUUGAUGCGCUGGUGACCGCCCUCGGCUUCCCGGUCCUCCGCCCGCUCGUCCAAAGCUUUGUCGACCAAACGAAGGCCGUCAUAUACGAUCGGGCCCGCUUUGAGCAGCUGCAGAAGUUUGUCAACGGGCUCACCAGAAAUUUUCCAUGCGUCAAGGCCGACUGGGCCGUCGGCUAUGUCGCCAUCCAGGGCCAGCACUGGCGAAUGAAGGAGGCCGACGUGAUGAUGACGCAGACGUUGAACGUUGUGUUCACAGACGAAGAUCCCGCGAAAAUCGAGCGCGCCCUCGCACAGCUCGAAAGCUGGCUGAAGAGUCAUCCGAAGUCGAUGGAACGGCACCUCGGCGUACUCUCCCGACUUCUCGCCGAGCACGUGUCGAUGAAUUCGCGGCAGAUGCGCGACAAGAAUUCAAUGCUUCUGGUCGCGUUCGCGAUACGCGCCAUCUUCGUGCUCGUCCCGAAGGUCGAGGCGAGCAGCCUGGACCACGUGGAGGCGCUGCUCUCCGUAAUCAUUGCCUUCGCAGAGCGUCACCUCUGCGAGCGGCGCGCCGGCUCGGCCGAACAACGCGAAGCCGUCGUGCGGGCGUGUCUUCUCUACGGCACGACGCACUAUUCAAGGGCCCGCUCCUUGCUCCAGGAUCACGACGAGCCGAUUCGAAAAAUCGCCGCCGAUCUGCAAUCCGACCCGACGCUGAAGAGCACGCUGGCCGAUUUGCUUGCCGAACAG